CUGUGCUGCCCCUUGGAGGUUGAUGGUGAAUAAUGCACUGAGCUGGUAUCACUACACCAACCCGCUUGUCCUGCUGGGGCUUUAUUACACUGUAGCUACACUGUGUAGGAAACAGGUAUGUGAACAAGGAGAGAGUGAAGAAGGAGACGAGUCACCUGUUCAAGGGAACAUCACAGCUGAUAGGAGGAGACAGCUCUGGAGGGAGUCAGAGGUGUUGGCUUCCACCAGUGACAGUGCUGCUCAUUUCUCCAUAUCCCCACCCACAAAGAACACCCCACUCAGAUUGGAUCGCUACUCCCAACCCCACUACUCUCUCAGCCAAUCAGAUGGGGGAGGGAGCAGUGUCUUCCAGUCAGACAGCUGUGGGGGAGACUGGCAGGAGGAGGGGAGAUGGAAGGAGAAUGGAGCAUGUGUCGCCUUCAGCAUCCUCCUCAAACAAAGUUACAUCUGUGCACUGAUUUCUAUGAUGGCGUGGUCGAUUACAUAUGUCUCAUGGCUGACAUGUGUUCUGCUCCUGUGGUCAUGCACUCUCUGGAUGCUAAGAAAUCGACGCCACUACACAAUGAUGUCAUCACCAUGGCUGGUCGCCUAUGGCAACCUGCUGGUGGUUCUCCAGUAUGUGUACAGUUUCCCAGUGGUGGAGGCUGUGCCAGGACUCUUUCUGAAGAAGGAGGUGCCCUGUAAGGAGCUGGCCUCCAAGAUUGUCUGCCUGAUGACUUUCUGGCUGCUGUUGCGUCAGGCCCUGACAGAAAAGACAGACCGACAGACAGACCAACACCUCGCAGCCAUCACCAUCCACAGGAAGGAGAACCAAAGAGAGGACCAGCAGAGCAAGGAGGCAGCCUUUUUUCAGCAGGAAGAGCAUGAGGUGCUGCGGUUGGGAAGUGGAGGGGGUGUUGGACAGAUGGAGGUGUUGGUUGCUGUGGUUACAAGGAUGUUUGUGAAAUACUGGAUCUACAUUUGUGGCACAAUGUUCUUCUUCGUCAGCUUCGAGGGAAGAAUUGUAGUUUAUAAAAUAAUCUACAUGUUGCUGUUUCUCUGCUGUGUGGCCCUUUAUCAGUUGAACUAUGAACGUUGGCGUGCCUUGCUGCGUUUUUUCUGGGUGGCUGUGGUCGUCUACUCCAUGUUGGUUCUCAUUCUGGUUUACACCUUCCAGUUUCCUUCCUCCCCCAAAACCUGGACCUACUACACUGGAAUGAGCACACACAGGUUAGAAGAUCUUGGUUUAGAGAAGUUCUCCGUUCCUGUUCUCUUCACCAGAAUCUUCAUACCUGCUGCUUUUCUUUUGGUGUGUAUUCUUCAUCUCCACUACUUCCACCAGCCUUUCCUCCAACUGACUGACCUCAAGACGGUGAUUACCACACAUACCAGCCCUAUAACCAGACUGGUCCAUGCAGAGGGAAGUCUGGUGGACCUGUCAUUCGCCAGACCUCCACCUCACUCCCUGAAGGAAGAAAGGGGCUGGCAGGAGGACCAGAGAAGAGAGGAUGAGAAAGAGGAUGAAGAAGAAGAAUAUCUAUGUAUGUUGAGCAGGGAAACCCCUUCUGACCAGAUGACAGACCUACGCUCAUCCUGGCGUCUGGUGGUAGACCGGCUCACUGUCUUGUUCCUGCACUCCCUACGCUCUCUACAGGAGCUACAGCGCCUCUUCUGGUGGUUAAUGGAACUGCACAUCAUUAAGUUCGUCUCUGCCUAUAUCCUCUGGGUGUCUGUCAAAGAGGUGUGUGUGUUUAACCUUGUGUUUGUGGUGUGUUGGGUGGUAGCUUUACCGUAUAGACCAUGGCGCCCCCUGGCAUCUAGCAUAUGUACUGUCUGGACCUGCAUCAUCACCGUUUGCAAGAUGCUGUAUCAACUCUAUGCCAUCCAACCCAGCAACUACUCAUCCAACUGCACUAUGCCCAGUAACUCCAGUCAGGAAAUGGCCUCCUCUAUCCUGUACUCUGGUCCAGUUGACCCCGCCCAGUGGGUGGGGCUACGCAAAACUGAUGGCAAACUACUGGACUACCUUAGGUACAACCUGGUGAUGUUAGCACUGCUAGCUUUUGAGGUGACUAUUUACAGACACCAGCAACUCUACCGUCUACGUAGCAACAUAGCCCCACCCCCUACCAGGAGCCUGUUCCAGGACAUCACUCGGCAAGUCCUUGAUGAUGGGCUGCUGAGCUGCUGCAAAUAUUUUCUCAAUUAUUUUUUCCAUAAGUUUGGAGUGGAGACCUGUUUCCUGCUGGCGGUGAAUGUUGUUGGUCAGCGGAUGGAUGUGUUUGCUGUGGGCCACGCCUGUGGCCUCAUCGCCGUCCUGUCACGGCGCAGCAGGAAGAGAAUCGCCUCGAUCUGGCCAAAAUAUUGUUACUUCCUGUCAGGAUCCUUGUGUUUCCAGUACCUGUUGUGUAUUGGCUUCCCUCCAGCUGCAUGUACAGACUACCCCUGGAGGUCUCCAUCCUCCUACAUGGACUCUAAUGUUGUGAAGUGGCUUUUCCUGCCCGACCAUCUGACACCCCCGAACCCCCUCUUCCUCCUCUAUGACUUAAUGCUCCUGUUAGGAGCCUCCAUGCAGCUCCAGGUGUUUGAAGAGGAGACUCAGCUGUCUUUUCAGAUCCUGGCAGGAGACAACAGCGAGCUGGAUGGAGAUGAUGCACAGUGCACUGAGCCAAUCAUGCAGCUCCCGUUAAACACCACCCCUGAUUUUAUACGCUGCAGGUCCUAUCUUGACAUGCUGAAGGUUAUCAUGUUCAGCUACAUGUUCUGGUUUGUGCUCACCAUCAUCUUCAUCACUGGGACAACCAGGAUUAGUAUCUUCUGUAUGGGAUACUUGGUGGCCUGUUUUUACUUCCUGUUGGUGGGCGGGGACCUACUGCUAAAGCCAAUCAAAUCCAUCCUGGUCUAUUGGGACUGUCUAAUUGGCUACAACGUCUUUGUCAUUACAAUGAAGAAUAUUCUGUCGAUUCUGGCAUGUGGCUAUAUCAAGUCUCUGGUACUGAGUCACUGCUGGUUGAUCCAACUCUUCAGCCUUGCCUGCACCAUCAAAGGAUACGCUAAACCUGAGCAGAGCAGUCAGCAGUGUGAGCUGCCCAGCGACGAGGCCGGCAUCAUCUGGGACAGCAUCUGCUUCGGCUGCCUGCUGCUUCAGCGACGAGUCUUCACAAGUCACUACUAUCUUCAUGUAGUGCAGGAGCUGCACAACACACAGCUGUUGGCUUCCAGGGGGGCGGAGCUUUUUAAAGCAUCCACAGUGAAAGCAGUCAGAGCACGACUGGAAGUAGAAAAAAACUCAAUGGAUUUAUUGAAGAGACAGAUGGAGAGAAUAAAAGCUCGUCAGCAGAAAUUUCGCAGAGGAAAAGAGAGACUGCUCAGUUUGACCCGAGACAGCACCCAUACACACGUGGUGAGGAGUGGAAACUAUUAUCUGUUUGAGACUGACAGUGAGGAGGAAGAUGAGGAGGAGAGGAAGGAGGAGGACCUCCCUGAGAAAUCCGCCUUCCAGUUUGUCUAUCAUGCCUGGGUAACAGAUUCAAAGACGGCCAUGAGAGCUCGCAGCGCCCACAGACAAAGUCUGUGGUCAAAAUAUACCGUCGGACGCAAGAGGAGGAGAGAGGAGAACAGAGGAGUGGGCACCAUAGAGGCUGAUGAGGAGGCGGAGCAAGAGGAGAGAGAGGUGGAGCAAGAGGAGAGAGAGGCGGGGCAAGAGGCGGGUCCAGACAAUAUGUUGCACCAUGUGUCCAACAUGUUGAAGUUCUGGUGGGUUCUGCUGGGAGCUGUCCUGGACUCUCUGACGAGCUGGUUAAACUCUCUGUGUCAGGAGCACACUGACAUCUCCACUGUCCUCCGCAUGGAGCGCUGCAUGCUGACGCAACAGGCGAAACAGGGUACUGUGCCCUCCAGAGAGGCUAUCCAUGAUUAUUACCAACAACAGAUGUGCAGGCUCUCCAGGGAGUGUGGUAUGGACUACAGUACCCACAAGGCUGAGGGGGAGACAGACUAUAGUACCCAUGAAACCAUGGGGCAAUGGUCAAGGUGGGAACAGGUAGCAGAGAGCGAAAUGGAGGGGAGGGAUAGAGUGGUGACAGAAGGAGGUGCUUCAGAGAUAGAAAGAAGACUUCCAGAAACAGGAAGAGAACCUCUCGAAACAGGAAAAGGACCUCUAGAAACAGGAAAAGGACUAAUAGAAACAGGAAGAGGACCCAUAGAAACAGAAGAAGGACUUCUAGAAACAGAAAGAGGACCAUUAGAAACAGAAAGAGGACUUGAAGAAAUUGGAAGUGGACUUGUAGAAACUGGAAGAGAACCUCUAGAAACAGGAGUAGGACUUCUAGAAACAGGAAAAGGACUUCUAGAAACAGGAAGGGGAUCCAUAGAAACAGGAAGAGGGCCAUUAGAAGAAGAAAGAGGACUUGAGGAAACUGGAAGUGGACUUGUACAAACUGGAAGAGGACCUGUAGAAACAGAAAAAGGACUUGUUGCAACAAGAAGAGGCGGCUCUAGCGGCCCUGCUGCAGUAGUACAGGAAGCAGAGACUCUGUCAGCAGGAAGUGUGAUAUCUCACCAUCUCCAAACAGAAACACCAAGCCUAGGAGAUGGAACCCAACAGACGGCAUCAGCCGAUUUUAAAACAGAGACGGUAUCUGUCGAUCUGGAAGCAGAGACGGCAGACAGUAAACCAGAGACUGUACUGGGGGAAGACAUCCCAGCACACAGCAAAACUAUUUUUCCACAACAAACGUCAGCUGAAGACAGUACAUCAGAAACAGAGACUUCUUCCACAGCUUUGGCUGUUCAACCACAAAUGCACAGAGCAGCAGACUUUCAAACUGAUUUCCCAGAAUGCUCUGUGGCUAAAACUAGCCAGCGACCACAUCCUAGACUAUGCAGGAUGGAGAGAAUCGACUUAUCUUCCUCCUUCUCCUCCUCCUCCUCAGUGGAAGGAGGAAUGAUAGCAACAUCAAGUCAGUGCACGGCUCCCUGUUCUUGUCAGGAGACCUUGGACAGCACUGAGGAUUCAAACUGUCAACCUCCCUCUGACUCUUACAGUCAACACACACACUCAGAUGCACACACACUUCAGACACAACACACACACACACAGAACUUUCCUCCCUCCCCCCCCCUCUCCUCUCCUGUCCUCCCCCCCUCUUACAGCCUGGCUCUGGGCCUGGACUUCAGAGAAGGGAGAAAGGAGAAGAGGAGAAAGCAGAGGGGGUGGGGUAAGGGCGUGUCUUUAGGGUCCUUCAGAAAGCGGCUGUUCAGACGAGAGCCUGAGAAAAAAAAAGACUUCCUUUCUGGACCCACUUCCACUUCUUGUCUUACCCCUUCCUGCACCCAGGAGCUGACAGCAAGUGAGCUGCUGAAAAAAAAGAUGUUCUAUGAUGAGGAUUUGGAAGCAUCCGAUUGUUUCUAUGGUAACCAACCUCAGCUGCUCCAGCUAUGCUAUGCCCUCUACAACAUCCUGGUUGCUAGGUCAGAGACGGUGUGUUACCUGGUGAUCGUGCUGAACCACAUGGUGUCUGGCAACUGUCUCACUCUGCUGUUGCCCAUCUGUAUCUUCCUCUGGGCCAUGCUGUCUGUGCCUCGACCCAGCAAGACCUUCUGGAUGACCGCCAUCAUCUACACAGAGGUUACCAUAGUGAUCAAGUAUUUUUUCCAGUUUAGUUUUUUCCCAUUUAACCAGAAGGUAGAGCUAGAGCGCUCCAAACCAUUCCAUCCUCCCAACAUCCUGGGAGUGGAGAAGAAGGAAGGAUAUGUCAUCUAUGACCUCAUCCAGCUACUGGCCCUCUUCUUCCACAGAGCCAUCCUUAAGUGUCAUGGUCUUUGGGAUCAGAGUGUUGCCGUGGAAACCUCCUGUCACGACAACGACCAGAAAGACACAACCCCCUGCCCUGCUCAAGCCUGGCAUCCUGACUCAGUUACACAGAAUGCCCUGCGGCAGCGCUCUGGAAGACAGAGCCGUACCUACUCCUGCUCCACCCACCCGCAUUCCUCUGGAGGUAGUGUGUGUUCCAGUGCUCAGCAGCCCACUAGAUCAGACCUGUUUUUGGAGAAACUGAGAGAAAUUCUCAUCAGAGCCAAAAAACUCACAGUCAGCAAGUGUGUGUGUGUCUGUGGGCCGGUGCUGGACUUCUUCAGGGCUCUGGUGCAGCCGGAGUACAGCGCUGUGACAGACGUCUAUGUUCUGAUGUUCCUGGCUGACACCGUGGAUUUCAUCAUCAUCGUCUUCGGUUUCUGGGCCUUUGGGAAACACACUGCAGCUGCUGACAUCACUUCCUCACUCUCAGAAGACCAAGUUCCUGAAGCCUUUCUUGUCAUGGUGCUGAUCCAGUUUGGUACCAUGGUGAUAGACAGGGCUCUGUAUCUCAGAAAGACCGUUUUAGGGAAGUUGGUCUUCCAGGUCAUUCUGGUUUUUGGAAUUCACUUCUGGCUGUUCUUCAUCCUCCCUACUGUCACUGAGAGGAGGUUUAAUCAGAACAGUGUUGCUCAGCUGUGGUAUUUUGUGAAGUGUGUGUAUUUCGGUCUGUCAGCGUAUCAGAUCCGCUCUGGUUACCCGACUCGAGUGCUGGGCAACUUCCUGACCAAGAGCCACAACUACCUUAACCUCUUCCUUUUCCAGGGGUUUCGUCUGGUUCCAUUCCUGACAGAGUUGCGUGCAGUGAUGGACUGGGUCUGGACAGACACAACUCUGUCUCUGUCUUCAUGGAUUUGUGUAGAGGACGUCUACGCACACACCUUUGUCCUGAAGUGCUGGAGAGAGUCAGAGAGACGAUACCCUCAGCCGCGAGGUCAGAGGAAGAAGCGUGUGGUUAAGUAUGGGAUGGGCGGCCUCAUCGUGGUCCUGCUGAUUUGUAUCGUUUGGUUCCCGCUGCUCUUCAUGUCUUUGGUCAAAUCAGUGGCGGGUGUCAUUAACAAACCUCUGGACGUCUCUCUGACCAUCACGCUGGGAGGCUUCCAGCCCAUCUUCACCAUGAGUGCCCAACAGAACCAACUCUAUGACCUGACUGAAGAAGAUUUCAAGACCAUCAUCAGUUCAUACAGCUACACACCUAGUGCUCUGCAGUUUCUGGAGGCAUACACCAAAGAAGAUGUGACUGUUGCAGAGCUGCAGGGCAGCAGUAACUCUCUGUGGACCAUCAGUCCUCCCAGCAGACAGUAUCUGAUGCAGCUUCUGUCCCUGGACCAGCACUUCCCCCUCACCAUGUCCUGGACCAUCCAGAGGAACCUGAGUCUCGGGGCAAAGGCUGAGCUGGCGUCUGGUAAACAUGUGACUUACCUGGAUGACCAAACCAGGCUGAACCUGAUUGAGCUUCUUAACGGGACCAGAGACUCCCCUGUGGUGAUAGAAAAUGUAUUUCCCUGUUUCUUGAGAGCUCCCAGUGACUCCAAUGCCAAGCCUAUUGAACAGCUCUACACAGGCGAGGUGUAUAAGAGCAUCCUUUUGGCGCUGGAGCGAGCCACCAGUCAGAGCAGAGACAUCCAGGAAUGGUGGAUAGUUGACCAAUCAGCUGACAUCUUGGUUCCUGUGAGCGGCAGCGAAUCUGUGAUUGACAGAAGAGGGGCGGGGCUGCAGCUGUUUGUGUUUAGUGAUAAAGUCAGUCCACCAAGUCUGGGCUUCCUGGCUGGAUAUGGGAUCAUGGGGCUGUAUGCAUCGGUGGUGUUGGUCAUUGGGAAGUUUGUGAGGGAGUUCUUCAGUGGGAUCAGUCACUCCAUCAUGUUUGAAGAGCUUCCCUGCGUUGACAGAAUCCUCAAACUCUGCACCGACAUUUUCCUGGUCAGAGAAACCGGAGAGUUGGAGCUGGAGGAGGAACUCUACGCCAAGCUCAUCUUCCUCUACCGCUCACCAGAGACUCUGAUCAAAUGGACACGACGCUGAUAACGCGGAUCAAUACCAGAUUAUCUAUAAAUGUUGGUUAUUAUCUAGAGACUGGAAUGGACCCUGGCAGACUGGACUGAUAGAUAUGACAUGUCAGUGUGUCUGUGAGGAGAGCGAUGCAGACUGACAGGAUUAACAACACCAUACUUCCUGUCUGGAAAACUGCACAAUCACAGUCACACACAUGGUCAGAUUAUUUCUACGGAGACAGGUGUGAUCACAUCAUCUCUAUUUAACAUUGAACCAGAAAUACUGUAGAAAAGACUUUCUUUACAUAUGGACCAGACAAACAGAUGUGUGUUGUUGUUCUUGGUCAGUGCAGAGUUGAUGAGGUUUUAUUUAAGUGCUGAAGGUAUUUAUUCAUGAGGAACACGAGACAUUGUGUGUUUAUUCAUGAGGAACACAAGUCAUUGUGUGUUUAUUUCAAUAAAAAUCCUUUUUUAUUUCAA
Lampris incognitus (smalleye Pacific opah) is the source of this 8304-nucleotide messenger RNA. Its product is annotated as piezo-type mechanosensitive ion channel component 2-like. Bases 23 to 7855 code for a protein of 2610 amino acids. Gene Ontology annotation, molecular function: mechanosensitive monoatomic ion channel activity; monoatomic cation channel activity. The transcript is spliced from 48 exons. Gene Ontology annotation, biological process: detection of mechanical stimulus; regulation of membrane potential; cellular response to mechanical stimulus. The record is from RefSeq and is a predicted model, not a curated record. Gene Ontology annotation, cellular component: plasma membrane. Lineage: Eukaryota; Metazoa; Chordata; Actinopteri; Lampriformes; Lampridae.